This is a messenger RNA of Brassicogethes aeneus, 872 nucleotides long. Lineage: Eukaryota; Metazoa; Arthropoda; Insecta; Coleoptera; Nitidulidae. The record is from the annotation of a GenBank genome assembly.
AUUUUUAAUUCGUUUGCAAUACAAUUGUAAUUACUAGCGAUAAUUAAUAUGGCUUUUAGAAAUAGUUUGGCUAUUUGCCUAUUGUUGGCUGUUCUUGGGAGCAUUAGUGCAGGACCCUUAAGUGCUAGAAACCCAGCCGCCAUGGCGAUGUUAGAAUCCAUAAUGAAAAAAUCGAAAUGGGACAGCUUUGUAUUUUCCCAAGAAUGGCCGGCAACAGUGUGCUCAUCUUCCAGCAGAAAGUGUUACUUCCCAGAGAACAGGAACACGUGGACCGUCCACGGUCUUUGGCCUUCGAAAUCCGACGGUACUUACGGACCCUCCAACUGCGAAACCGAUGCGGAAUUCUCAGAGGCCACAUUGGCACCCAUUUUGGACGACUUGGAAAAGCAAUGGACCGAUGUUUUCGGUGAGAGCGAUGAGUACUCAUUCUGGAAGCACGAGUGGUCGAAACAUGGCACCUGCGCCGCCCAAUUAGAAGCCUUGGACAGCGCCUUGAAAUACUUCGAGAAGGGUUUGGAACUGAACACGAACUACAAUUUGACUUCGAUUUUCCUGGAUAGCAACAUCGUCCCUGGCAACUCCUAUUCCCUUAAGCAAUACACUAAAGCCGUCGAAAGCGUCACUGGUGCCAAAUCAACAGUACGUUGCGCCAGUAAGGGAUCGGCUCGUGUUCAGGAAAUCAGGAUUUGCUUUGAUAAGAAAUUUAAUGUCAUCGAUUGCUUUGAAGAUUCCAACUGUCACACCAAAUCCAUUAACUAUGAAGAUAAUAACUGAAUAUUAUUAAUGUUUUUUGUGUUUGUUUAUUUAUAUUUUUUUUAUUAAGUUGCUCACAACAUUUGCAAAAUAUUUUAAGGUUUUAAAACUAUGUUUAA